This is a messenger RNA of Raphanus sativus (radish), 2109 nucleotides long. RefSeq names its product BTB/POZ domain-containing protein At5g03250. Bases 276 to 2036 code for a protein of 586 amino acids. NCBI's taxonomy places the organism in Eukaryota, Viridiplantae, Streptophyta, Magnoliopsida, Brassicales, Brassicaceae. The transcript is spliced from 3 exons. The record is from RefSeq and is a predicted model, not a curated record. Gene Ontology annotation, molecular function: protein binding.
UGUAAAUACUAAACCAGAAAUUGUUGAACCGGACCAACCGGGAGUAAAAUUAAACGCCAGUUUUUGGGGAAGAGACGAAAAAUUCUAAGUCCAAAGACCAUCUUUUUCUCCUCACUCUUCUGCUACAUACUCGUUCUCUCUCUGUAUAAUAUCUGCUAAAAAUAGAUGACGAUCCUUAGUCGAAAUUCCUGUCUCUUACUCUCACUCCUCUGUUGUUACGACUAUAUAUCAUUACAAACACAGAAGACUCUGAGAUUGAUCUUCUUCUUCCAAAAAUGGCGUUUAUGAAACUUGGCUCCAAAUCCGAAGCUUUCCAUCGCGAAGGCCAGACCUGGCUCUGCACCACAGGACUAGUCAGUGAUGUUACCAUAGAGGUUGGAGACAUGAAGUUUCAUCUCCACAAGUUCCCAUUGCUCUCAAGAAGCGGCCUUCUCGAGAGGCUAAUCGAAGAGUCAUCAACCGAUGACGACGGAUCAGGCUGUGUUCUGACUCUAGACGAGAUACCAGGAGGCGGCAAAACGUUCGAGCUCGUAACAAAGUUCUGCUACGGCGUCAAAAUCGAGCUUACCGCGUUCAACGUCGUCGCCCUCAGAUGCGCAGCUGAGUAUCUCGACAUGACUGACAAUUACGGAGAAGGGAAUCUCGUCGGUAUGACCGAGACUUUCCUCAACGAAGUGUUUAACAACUGGACCGACUCCAUCAAAGCUCUCCAGACGUGCGAGGAAGUCACCGAUCACGCCGAAGAUCUCAACGUCAUCUCAAGAUGCGUUGAUUCUUUAGCUAGCAAGGCAUGUGCUGACCCGAACCUUUUCAAGAAUGCGACGACGAGCAGGGAGAAGAAGAAGAACACAAAGAACGAAGAUGAAACAAAUCUUUGGAACGGAAUCUCAGCGUCUGGAAAGAUAACCGGUGAAGAUUGGUGGUUUGAUGACGCUUCUUUCCUCGUCUUGCCUCUCUUCAAAAGACUCAUCACCGCUAUCGAAUCACGAGGGAUGAAGCUAGAGAACAUAGCGAUGGCUGUAAUGUACUACGCAAGGAAACAUAUCCCUCUGAUGAACAGACAAGCGACGACGGAUGAGGAAGCGAUCGAGACACCGAGUCGUCCUUCCGAAGACGAACAAAAGACUACUCUCGAAGAGAUUGUUUCUUUGCUUCCAAGCAAGAAAGGUGUGAACCCGACCAAGUUUCUCCUCAGGCUGCUUCAGACAGCGAUGGUGCUUCACGCGAGUCAAUCUUCUAGGGAGGAUCUCGAGACGAGAAUCGGUAACCAGCUGGACCAAGCUGCUCUAGUGGAUCUUCUUAUACCAAACGUGGGAUACUCUGAAACGCUUUAUGAUGUCGAAUGCGUUCUGAGAAUGAUCGAGCAGUUCGUCUCUUCAACCGAGCAAGCAGGCGUUGUUGUCCCUUCUCCAUCCAUCGAAGAAGACGAUUUGCUCACUCCUACAACCUUAGUAGCAACUCUUGUCGACGGUUAUCUCGCUGAGGUGGCACCUGACGUUAACCUAAAGCUAGCAAAGUUCGAAGCCAUCGCUGCUGCGAUACCUGAUUACGCGAGACCGCUUGAUGACGGAGUUUAUCACGCGAUAGACGUGUACUUAAAGGCGCAUGCGUGGAUCACGGAUUCAGAAAGAGAGCAGAUAUGUAGGCUCAUGAACUGCCAGAAGCUCUCGCUGGAAGCUAGCACGCACGCGGCUCAGAACGAGAGGCUGCCUCUUCGUGUGAUUGUUCAGGUUCUGUUUUUCGAACAGCUUAGGCUCAGGACGUCUAUAUCUGGCUGGUUAUUUGUCUCUGAGAAUCUAGAUAACCCUGAUCUGCAACAAAGUGGAGGCAAUGGUGGUGGUUUGCUAAAACCUAGAGGCGAGAACGUGAGAGAAAAGGUUUCUGAGCUGGAGAGAGAGUGUAUGGAUAUGAAAGAAGAGCUUCAGAAGCUUGUGAGGUCGAAGAGAAGCUGGAAGAAUUUUACAAGGAAGCUUAACUUCAAGAAGAAAUCAGAGUGCUGCAACAACCCCAAGGAUCAAGCAAAGCAAGCAACUUAGCAAGAACAACUCUGUUUUGGGGCAGAACAGAGUAGCUCUGUUUUUUUUCUUGCUAUUGAAGAUACUCUGGUUU